Molecule: messenger RNA, 477 nt
Organism: Stegastes partitus (bicolor damselfish)
Lineage: Eukaryota; Metazoa; Chordata; Actinopteri; Pomacentridae
Source: RefSeq, a predicted model, not a curated record
AUGACCACUUCUGCCCCAACAACAGUUACUGCCCCUGCAACUGUCACUACUGGCCCACCAACCACCAUCAGUACCUUUGCAACCACUACUAGUACCCCUACCACUACUUUUGCUACCCCAAUGACCACUUCUGCAAUAACAACCACUGCUGCCCCAACAACAACAACCAUUACUGCCCCUGCCAUCACCACUACUACCCCAACAACCACCAUUAAUAUUACCCCAACAACCACUUCAACUACUCCAAUAACAACUAUUACUGCCCUUUUAGUCACUACUACUGCUACAGUAUCUACUACCACCCCAACAACCACUACCACUGCCAGCCCAACAACUAUUACUACUACCCCAACAACCAGCACUGCCACCCCAACAACCAUUACUACUACCCCAACAACCACUACCACUGCCACCCCAACAACAAAAACUACCACUCCAACAACCACCACUGUCACCCCAAUAACCAUUACUACUACC